Messenger RNA from Oryctolagus cuniculus (rabbit), 5942 nucleotides. NCBI's taxonomy places the organism in Eukaryota, Metazoa, Chordata, Mammalia, Lagomorpha, Leporidae. The record is from RefSeq and is a predicted model, not a curated record.
ACACACCCAUCCACCCAUACUCACACCAAACACAUACGCACACAUACACACACCAAACACGCCCCGCACCAUCAACACCAACACCGCAGCCAUACACCUACUGACCGCCCCCCAAAAUACACACACCCACACACGCCACACCAUCCACCUACUGACCUCCCCCCAGAACACACACACACACACCAAACACGCCACGCGCACGAGAGCCGCUGGCUGCGGAAGCCGCGGGCGCGCUUUGCACCCGGUGGCGACGGGCCAGCCGCGCAGGUCCCUAUGUUGACUAGUUGAGACAAAAGCAAAUAUGGCCCUCUACAGUUAUAAUUCACUCUUAGCCAUUGUCCGAACCAGAUUCCCUGGCCAUUUUGUGCGUCCUGCCUGCUCCUCUUACUCACCGUCACUUGGGUUUCUGCCCUUGCUGGAUUCGCGUUUGAGGACAUACACGAAGAACCGUGAAAGCAGGAAGGUAUCCUGCCCCGGUCAGUUAGGCAACAACACACUCUGCUUACCAACUAGACUGACACAAGAGCUGCACACAUCAGCGCCCUGGCUCCAAGAGAAUCCUGGUAAAUCCCAGCUGAGGCAGACCACAGAGAAGCCACAGGUGACCAGCCCUGAGCCCACACGGGAAACUGGGGCAAAGGUUAAAGGCGGAAAGCGAUCGUACAGACAGAUCAUCGUGGAUGAACUCAAGUAUUACUACAACGGAUUCUACUUGCUUUGGAUUGACACCAAGGUCGCCACCAGAAUGGUUUGGAGGCUGCUUCAUGGACAGGUGCUGACCAGACGGGAGAGACGGAGGCUAUUGAGAACUUGUGCUGAUUUCUUCCGUCUGGUUCCAUUUAUGGUGUUCAUAAUUGUACCCUUCAUGGAAUUCUUACUACCAGUGUUUCUGAAACUCUUCCCAGAAAUGUUGCCAUCAACUUUUGAAAGUGAAUCCAAAAAGGAAGAAAAACAGAGAAAGAAAAUGGCUGCAAAACUGGAACUAGCAAAAUUUCUUCAAGAAACAAUCACGGAAAUGGCAAGGAGGAACAGAGCCCAGUUGGGAGAUGCCUCCACACAGCUCUCAUCCUAUGUGAAACAGGUCCAGACGGGCCACAAGCCCAGCACUAAGGAGAUAGUUCGCUUUUCCAAACUCUUUGAGGACCAGCUCGCCCUGGUGCACUUGGACCGACCCCAGCUGGUCGCCCUGUGCAAACUGCUGGAGCUGCAGACCUUUGGAACCAACAACUUGCUCCGCUUUCAGCUGCUGAUGACCCUGAAGUCUAUAAAAGCAGAUGAUGAAAUAAUUGCCAAAGAAGGCUUGGGAACUCUGAGUGUGUCAGAACUACAAGCCGCCUGCAGGGCUCGAGGGAUGAUAUCUCUGGGUCUCACGGAGGAGCAGCUGAGACAACAGCUCGCGGAGUGGCUGGAUCUCCACCUGAAGGAGAAUGUCCCUCCUUCUCUAUUGCUCCUGUCCCGCACCUUCUACCUGAUAGAUGUGAAGCCGAAGCCAAUUGAGAUACCGCAAAGUGGGGAGGCUCCAAAGACAGAUGUUCCUACGGCAUCGCCUGCUUCCUCUGAGUCAAAAGAGAACAUGGUGGACCCUGCCUCUCAGCUAAAGGGCACUAAGGAUGAAGAACUCAGACAAGUGCCACCACCGGUAUCACCACCACCUAUCAAACCGUCAACACCUAUUCCAUUACCUGAAGGACCCAUCAGUUCUUCUAAAGAAGCUACACUCCAAGCCAAAUCACAGAAGACAUCCCAGAACAGCAAGGCUAGUUCAAAGGGAGCCUAAGGACGCCGUGAGGACCAAGCUCACUCUCUCCAGCUUCCAGCCCUCAGCAGCGGCACCCAUCCGGGACCUCCCAGCUACGACUGACUGUGUGUGACUGGAGACAGAGGGGUUCAGUCCUUGGUGGCCUCAUAACCAUUCCCGAUGAUGUUGGCAGCAAGACUAGGUUGAGAGCAUGUGGAUGGAUAGGACUGCCAAGUUCAUCUCCUCUGUACCACCGGGGAUCCCACCAGACCGUGUGAACCCCUCCACCCACCCACACCCCCACUGUGCGGUCUGCAAAUAGUGCACAUCUGUGCAUGCCCGUGAGGGGAAAUGGUUUGCAUAAUGGACUCGGCCUGGCACCUUAACAUACCUCUGCUUCCCAUGGCCUGGAAUCCAAGUUAAGAACUCAGGAAGCUCCAAACCCCAUUUUAAGAGCACCUGGCCAACUAUUCCAGAAUGCCACAUACAUGACAGUGGCUUUGAAAACAGAAGUGCCUUCUGAAACAGGACAAUUCAACUCCCCAGGAAGUCUCUCUGGAAAGAAAGGGCUCACUUCUUAGAGGAGAAAAUGAGGAGUUAAGAGACUGGCAGUCAAAAAAGGUUUGGCUAUGGCUUAGCUGUUCUGACUGACCUCUUCCUCUGGGGCCUGCAGAGGCUACAGGAAUCUGGGAGGUGGCCACUAUCCCAGCACAUGUGGCUUUCAUUAGCCACCAUUUUGUAGGGAACAUAAUUAAGGGUUUAAGGCUUAACCAUUUGUUUGUGCUGAGUGUGUUUCUGGUCGGUUUGUCUUUCACAAGUAAGACUAUUAGUCAGUCACGGGGCUCUUACAGCCGGAGAUGAUCCUUGUGCUCCCCAGGAACAAGUAUUCCAUUCAGACUGACGUUCAGUUGCUUUUAGUGUUGUUAAUACUGACAGCAGCUGACCAGGAACUUUUCUUACCUGGGGAAGCUGUUAGAAGGGAAAAGGUAUUUUGGCCUGUGGGCGAUUGAAAUUAGAUUUCUUUACUUGUUGUGAAACUGAAGGCAGUUACACGGGAUCCCAUUAAACCAAAAAGAAAACUCCACUCUGCCCAGUCUGGGAUCACCUAAACGAGAAAUGUCACUAGCAAAGGUGCAUUCUGGGAUGCUUCCUAAACUACUCUAUCAGGGGACAAGCCCCUCCUCCACUCCCAUCCCCACCCCUGCCCGCAAACGAAACAACUCCAGUCCUCGAGGUGACCAGUCCCCAUGGAUCCUGCCACCGGCCUGGCGAGGCCACUCACAAUAAAUCUCCGCACCUUCAAGAUGCUAGGUGUUUAUUUCAGGUGUGUAAGUGUGGGGAAGGUAUCAGUAGUUCAGCUGCUCAGUCCUGCUUCCGCUGAGUUAUUUCCACAUGCUGUUGGCCUGUCCUGCAAUUUUUUCUGGCUCACUCUGUGAGCAGAAUGGGAAUGGUUAGGUCAAGGGACCCUGGUCUUGUGUUUUUGCUGAAGCUUGGCAUGGGAGACGCCUGACACACCUCUUCCCAUUCUUGCAACAGCAGGAAGUCACAGAUGUUGCUUUGCUCUUAUCACUAGGGCGCUCAGUGACUGGGUUCUACCAUUAUUAGACAGAAUCCCAUGCUGAAACCUAGCUGGUGGUGGCUCCAGUAAGUUACCAACAGCCAGCUCAGUUACCGGGGUGGGGUGGGGCAAUGCCUGAUUUGUAGCACUUACAGCCUCCCACCGUGGGAGAUGUCAAGCUGUCAAAACCAAGUCACUGAACAAUGCAGCUGGGAAGAGGUGCACACAACCGGUUCUUGAGAGCCAGCUCCAGAACACCCCCGCCCUGGCCCUCCUGGAGUAGAUAGUUAAACCCACUGAACUGGCUGGGCACCAAGUUCCCCAAAUACAUCACUCUGAGGUGUCAAGACUUGGAUCUGGGCAGCAGUACAGUAUAAACGGUCCCGAACACUGGUGCCCAUCUAGAGGGAAUCCGCCCUGACCUGCUGCCUACCCUCUUCCUGGCUCUUACCACAGCGGAGGGGUGGAAAGCUGUCAGGAGGCUCCCAAGCUUUCCCCUUCCCCAGCUCUCUACCCUGCCCGACACACAGAUGCCUUGGCUCGACCAGCUGCCAAUAACCUCACCAGGCAGUUUAGGAAUUCUUUAUCCUUUUUCACUUGCAAGGUAGAGACAGAUCUCCCACUGACUGGUUCACUCCCAAAACGCCUUCAAGAGCUAUUGUUGGGCCAAAGCUGAGAACUGGGCUUCUCAUGAGGGUGAACUUAAGUACUUGGGCCAUCAUCCCUUGCCUUCCAUUAGCAGGAAGCUGGAGUUGGAAGCAGAAACUUGAACCCAGGCCCUCCGAGGUGGGAUGCAGGUAUCCCAAGCAGCUUCUGCAUUCCUAUGCCUAAUGCCCAACCAGAUUUCUGUGCUUUUAGUGCUAAAACCUAGGUUUAAAGAUUUCCCAUCCACCACCAGCACAUGUUAGUAUGCAGGCAGCUCAGACUUGAAAGGCUGGCCCAUGAGCUGAUGUUGACUGAGCAUUUAGCUUGCUGGCUCCCCCCAGUGGCAGCUGACAAACACAGCGACUUCAUUACCAUUAAGAUAAAAUUUCUGCUUCUUCUGAUACUCAAUCUUACUUACCUGCGAUCAAUACAUUACAUUAGCAGUGCCAAGGGACUGAUGAUCCCCAGCCUACAGCAAUUAGGAGAGGCGGGACGGCAAUGGAUGAAUGCCGUGCUGAUCCCAGGCCCCAGCCUUAACCCUCAGGAAACCAGAGAGAUUCACUGCCUUGACAGAAGUCUUCAUUACAGACUGGAUUCCUUCCCCAGGAGACCCAAUCUGGUCAUCUAAGUAAAAUGGCCAUUUCAUUUUCUCUCAGGUCAAUGUCACUACCUUUUAUCUGACAGCCAGCCAGGUCUCUGGGGAUCCUUGCGGGUGACUUGAGCAGCAACAGCAAGGACAUCACUGUCACAAAUAACAGUGCCUUCUACUUCUCUAGUGCCGCUGCUGAAAGCACACACAGGUCUUCGCAGGUUCUCCACGCACUCACACCACCAAGGGCCAAGGCAGAAAUCACCGCCGCCAUACAAGGGAGACAUGCCACCCUUCGGUCUUGGAGGGAAAUGAUUUUGAGAGCUAAAAUCCACUUCCUAGCUCUGUUCACCCAAUCAUGCCCUCUUUAAACAUAAAUGCUAACAUUUACAGACAUGAGAUUCUCCCAAUGGUGGGACCAACACUGCAGCUGCUAAAAAAAAACCCACUGAGCUAGAAAGGGAACUUAAAGCAGUGACCCCGUUUCCCUUGCAGAAACGAGACUGCACUGAGAAGGCUGAGGGGCCUGAACCAUUAAGGGUUCAGGACCCGCUGGGUGAGGACAAGCGACACCAGCAGGUGGCAGAAGUAAAUUUCCAAGCAGCCAAAACCCAAACCCUUUCAGGGAAUUUUUCCCCCUUUUCCUGGGGGAUGGGAUGGAGUUUAUACAGGAACAGCUACAGGAAGUCAAGUUCAGAGACUGCCCCAGCCAAGGUGGCCUGGUCACAGAAGAACUAUCUGUGGGAAGACAAUGAAGCAGCUUUUUAGGUGACAAGUUUUCCCUCCCAGGACCCAGCAGAGAUGAAGCCACGCCCACAUGGGCAGAGGGUGGGGGAGAAACUGGGACCUAGGUUUGAGUUUUCUGCAGAUCUUUCGAGGAUAAACCACUUUCCCUCUGUUAUCACCUGAGCUCUAGCCCUUGGCUAUGGCAAGGUCCCCCCUCCUCCUGCAACCCUCCCAGCCCCGUUUCCUCUGAGGAAACAACCUGUGGUAAAGGCUGCAGUGGCGUGGUGCUCUGCCCAGCGCCACCUGCCCUUGGUGCAGCUUUUCUGCCCCUCAGCCUUUCCAAGCGUGGUCACGGGUAGGAGGCUUGUCACCAGGGGUCUGGGUGUAGGAACCAGGAGGAAGACGUUUCAAGGAAACUGGGGAGCACGCGGUGCCCUCUGGACCCAGCCCUGGGCCCACGGGUGUCCCUUCUCUCCACUGGACACUCUCUCCCCUUUCACACAGCCCAUAUAAAAAUGAAGCAGCAGCAAUUUUUAUUGAGGGACCUAAACUGAAAAUAGGUUUAGAACAUAAUUUAAAAAAAUAAAACAGCAAAAGUAGCAAAAAAUAUAUGACCUUUUUAAAAACAUUUUCCUUUUUUUUCCUUUUUUUUUUGUUUUUGCCUUUUUUUUUUUUUUUUUUUUUAA